CGAACAGCUGAAGUUGCUGUGCAUCACUGUUCUCGCCAAGAUCGCCACUCGUUGAGCACUGUUCAGUGCCGUUUUCGUCCGCAUAACAGAAAUCGGGGCCGUAGUGCCGCAGUAUUCGCCGCGUGCGUUACCAAGCGAAGAAAGUAUACACGACGACGAUGCAAGAAAAAGAAAGUGUGGAGAGCGGCCGCGAGGCAACAACGUACUAGGACUGUGCGCCCGUCGAUUGUUUCUCGAGAGCGGGGCCCAGCCGCUCGCUUCUUGCGCGAUUGCCCGAGGUGCCCGUGCGCCCACCGCCAGCCGACUAUCGGAAAAGCGCCAGCCGCGUCGAGAAACGAGAGAAUCUCAUACACGAACACCGUUGUAUUUAUCACCAGGAAGCAACAACGACGUCCAUCAAAGUGUAGAUCGUCGAAAAAAAACAAAACAGGACGCCGAUCGCCAUCGCGGUGUAAAGUGACCCUGAGGAGCGAGGAGAAUCCGAGCGCUUCCUUCGUUCUCGCGUCGUGUAUGCGAAUGUAGGCCCCCGAAAUCGCCGAAAAUCGCUACGAUACAAAAUCGCUGAUUGUCGCGACUCGCCCGCGGAACGUCCCUCUGCUUGUGUGUGCGUGCGUGUGUGCAACGCUCGUCGCUUGUUUCGAGUGGUGAGAAACGGUGGCGAAACAGCAAUCGCGCGAGCGAAUCGCACAAAAGGAUCGUCGCCUGUGCGCGACGUCGACGCCGUCAUCACAGCCGCUAGCAGGAGGCUAUUCGAGUAAUUCGUGUCCGCACACGUCCGAACGACGUUCAUUGUGUUUGUGCGCGCUUUGCGUGAGUGAGUAAAAAGGAGAGCACGACGAUGGUCCCGAUUGUCGCAAGUAACUUGCGCGCGGAGGACCGCCGUCGAUGAUAUCCACGAAUAAUGAGAACUGAUUGAGUUCGGUGGUCGCGAUCCGAGAUAUCUUCUCCGCACGCGAGUUUUAUGUGUUCGGAGUGCCCCUGGCCGAGAGCGCAAAUCGUUUUCCGAUCGGUGCGGAACAGCAUUCGAGAUCGUCCCGUCCGGCUGAGCAGGGCGCUGGAAGCGGCGCGCCGCUAUCUCCUGCACACGGUGUACUCGUCAGCGAGCAACGGCGCCAAGAUGAUGAAAAACGGCUCGAUGACCCGCGGAAAGGAGGGCAAGAUGAGGAUCCGUGCCUUUCCCAUGACUAUGGAUGAGAAAUACGUGGACAGUAUAUGGGCGCACUUGAAGAACGCCAUCCAGGAGAUUCAGAAGAAGAAUAACUCGGGCCUCAGCUUUGAAGAGCUGUAUCGCAAUGCAUACACCAUGGUGUUGCACAAGCACGGCGAACGGCUAUACGUGGGGCUCAAGGAUGUUGUCACACAGCACCUGGAGACGGUGCGCAAGGAGGUCCGCGAGUCGCUCAACAACAACUUCCUUAUGACGCUGAACGCCGCGUGGACAGACCAUCAGACAUCGAUGGUGAUGAUACGCGACAUUCUCAUGUACAUGGACCGCGUCUACGUACAGCAGAACGAUGUAGAUAACGUUUACAACUUAGGACUUAUUAUAUUCAGGGAUCAGGUUGUUAGGUUCGAUUGUAUCCGCGAUCACUUGAAGGACACUCUUCUCAAUAUGGUGAUGCGCGAAAGAAAGGGUGAGAAAGUCGAUAGAAUCUCAAUCAAAAACGCCUGCCAAAUGCUAAUGGUGCUCGGCAUCAAUAAGCGAACGAUAUAUGAGGAAGAUUUUGAGGCGCCUUUCCUCCAGCAGUCCGCUGAAUUCUACAAGGUUGAAAGCCAGAAGUUCCUCGCCGAAAACAGCGCCUCGGUGUACAUAAAGAAGGUGGAGGCGCGUAUCAACGAGGAAUCGGAACGCGCAAAGCACUAUCUGGACGAUUCCACCGAGAAGAAUAUCGUAGAAGUUGUCGAAAAAGAGUUGAUCAAGGAACACAUGAAAACGAUUGUCGAAAUGGAGAACUCGGGAGUGGUACACAUGCUGAAAAAUCAGAAGACAGAGCAUCUAGCGUGCAUGUACAAGCUCUUCAGUCGUGUUAUCGAUGGUCUCAAGACAAUGGCCGAUUGCGUCUCACACUAUUUGCGUGAGCAGGGCAAAGCGCUCGUCCAAGAGGAGGAGCAUCAAGUAUCAACCAAUGCUAUUACGUUUGUGCAAUCACUUUUAGAUCUUAAAGACAGGUUUGAUCACUUCCUAGUAAAUUCAUUUUCCAAUGACAAAAUAUUCAAGCAAAUGAUAGCGUCGGACUUCGAACACUUCCUCAACUUGAAUCCGAAGAGUCCCGAAUAUUUAUCGCUCUUCAUCGACGAUAAACUAAAGAAGGGCGUAAAGGGCAUGUCCGAGCAGGAAAUUGAAUUAGUGUUGGACAAGUCGAUGGUUUUAUUCAGAUUCCUACAGGAAAAGGACGUCUUUGAGCGUUACUACAAGCAGCAUUUGGCCAAACGUUUGUUGCUGAACAAGAGUGUCAGCGACGAUUGGGAAAAGAACAUGAUCUCAAAACUAAAAACGGAAUGCGGUUGUCAAUUCACGUCGAAGUUGGAGGGUAUGUUCAAGGACAUGACUGUAUCGAACACGAUAAUGGACGAAUUUAAGGAGCACGUCCUCAAGAACGAAACAUAUUUGGGGGGUGUCGAUUUGUUCAUGCGUGUUCUGACUACGGGCUUUUGGCCCACACAGAGCGCGACGCCCAAGUGCCACAUACCAGCCACACCAUUGGCAGCCUUCGAAUCCUUCCGUAGGUUUUAUUUAGGUAAACAUAGCGGUAGACAGUUAACAUUGCAGCCGCAAUUAGGCAACGCGGACCUCAACGCCAUUUUCUACGGCCCGAAGAAGGACGACAGCGACAAGGACGGCGCAUGCUCGUCCUCAACGUCGAUUGUAGGAUCGCGCGCUGGCCCACGUAAACACAUUAUCCAGGUGUCCACAUACCAAAUGGUGGUGUUGAUGCUGUUCAAUAACCAUGACAAGCUCACGUAUGAGGAGAUCCAAAACGAGACGGACAUCCCAGAACGCGACCUCAUCCGCGCGCUUCAGUCGCUUGCGAUGGGCAAAGCGACACAACGCAUCCUCCUCAAGAACCCUAAGACUAAGGAGAUCGAGCCGACGCAUGAAUUCCUUGUAAAUGACUCAUUUACUUCUAAGUUACAUCGUGUUAAAAUCCAGACAGUAGCGGCGAAGGGUGAGAGCGAACCAGAGCGUCGCGAGACGCGAAACAAAGUCGACGAGGACCGCAAGCACGAAAUCGAGGCAGCAAUUGUGCGCAUUAUGAAGUCACGCAAGCGCAUGCCGCACAAUCUCCUCAUCACCGAAGUCACCGAGCAGCUGAAGAGCCGCUUCCUGCCGUCGCCGGUGAUAAUCAAAAAACGCAUUGAGGGCCUCAUCGAGCGUGAGUACCUAGCGCGCACGCCCGAGGACAGGAAAAUGUACACGUACGUCGCCUAAGAUGGCGGCACGCGCGGCAGUGAGUGGAUGACAGGACGGCAAUGUGCAUAACACGCUAACAGAGCUAAGAAACUAGUUUUAGAAAACGUAAAAUUUCUACAAGAUCUUAAACGCGAGGAAUUUAAAAACGAAAUGCCAUCUAUCCUGUAGACAACCAAAACUUUCGACAGAUGUGAUUAAUACUUUGAUUGCAACGCGGCAUUACUAUUGUUUCCUUACUUUGUCAACUUCCAUACAUCAAUCGAGACCAUAAACCAUUAACGAAAAGGAAAUUUUGUUUGGAUUACUUGAAGAGUUAUGUUAAUGUAACUUAGCGUGUUAUUUUUGUACGAGCAUAACUCUAUGCGACACAGUUACUAGUGUGUUUGAACAGCAACAAAUAAAUUUUGCGGAUCGACAUGAAACCUCAUCUACUCUUUGUCUACGUCAAUUUGUUUGCAAUUGAUUGUUUAAUAACUUGGAAUUAUUUUAGAUUUAUUUUGCAAUACCACACCAAUAAUUUUUAAUAUAAGUUAAUGAUAGUCAUGGUCGUACUUGCGUGCAUCAUGCAUCUCGAUAAAUGAUCACAGUUUAAUUGAAUAUUAUAUAAAUAUCUCUCUAAUAUUUAGAAUAUACAAGAAAUUGUUUCAUUAUUUUGUCAAAUUCUUGUCAUCAAUCAACUGGAACAGAAUUCUAAUCGCAGAAUGACAAAUUAGAGGAGAGGAUGUUUUAUGUUAGCUGCUAUGUCUGAUCGCAAUCAAGUAGUGUCAUGAAUUCCUAACUUUUAAAAAUUAAUUUCAUAAAUUUGAAUAUCCCAGCAGUUUGGAUAGUUAAUGUGCAGCUUCUUAUUUCAAACAAUUGAAACAUUUUAUACGCAAAUGAAUCAAAAGCUAAAAAUUGAAAUGUAUCUCUCUCGUCGCGCACAACUGUAUUUUUUACAAGUUUAUCACGAAAUUCAAUUGAUAGAGCGGGUCAACUGAUAUUCACUUCGUUGUUUGCGCAUCGAUCUUCACGCUGGACACAUGUUGGACGCCCCAUGCCGAACCGAUUCAAAUUGUUAAACAUCAAUAUGAACAUUUUUUUAUACGUAUAAGUAGCUAACAUAAAAUAUAAUUCAAAUAAAAAUAAACUACGAAAGAUAAUGAUAUUACAGAAUGUUCUUUAUCUUGUAAGGAUUGUAAAUAUUAAUGAUACUUGUAAUUGCUACAAUUGAAGAAGAUUUAUGAUAGCGAGGUGGAAAUCGUGGGAAGCGAUCCGAAAGAAUUCGACAUCUAAUACUAUUAGACGACUAUGAUAAUGAUGAUUAUGAUUAUGGAAUGAAAGUUCAAUUUAUAACAAAUGUAAAAUAUUUCAACACUUUUAAAGCAGCUCAGACCGAC
Messenger RNA from Dalotia coriaria, 4788 nucleotides. RefSeq names its product cullin 3 (gene Cul3). Gene Ontology annotation, biological process: ubiquitin-dependent protein catabolic process; protein ubiquitination. The transcript is spliced from 6 exons. The record is from RefSeq and is a predicted model, not a curated record. Lineage: Eukaryota; Metazoa; Arthropoda; Insecta; Coleoptera; Staphylinidae. Bases 962 to 3430 code for a protein of 822 amino acids. Gene Ontology annotation, cellular component: Cul3-RING ubiquitin ligase complex. Gene Ontology annotation, molecular function: ubiquitin protein ligase binding.